UUCUUCCGCCUCCCUUGAGAGCAGCUGCGUUUGAUAACAAGUUCGGCACGGAAGACGUGGAAAUGGAGGAGCAAGAAUAGGAGGCAGAGGUGCGAAGCAGCGAUGAGGGACGAAGGAGGUGGCGGUAGUGGAAAACAUAAUGUGCCCUCCGAUGCCAAACCCGUCGCCCCCAACAACACCAAGCCCCUUUCCGUGUGGGGCGUUCUCGGCGGCGACGGCGACCACCACCACAAUGCGAAGCCCUUGCCGCGUCCGUGGGCCUCCAGGGACUGUAAAUCAUUCUUUACGUUACACCGGCUCGGCUUUCUCCUCUUCCUCCUCUCUGUUUCGCUGCUCUACUUCCUCCAUACCUACAACCUCCUCUUCUCCCCCUUGCCUUCCUGCCCCGUCUCCUCCACUGCCGUCCUCCACCUCUCCUCCGCCAACUUUACCACCAGCAUUGGCAACGGUAGCAGCGCCGACGUAGGCAGAUCGUCGCCGUCCACGCCGGUGCCGAUAGCCGCCCCGCGUUCCCCCUCCUCUGCUGCUGCCGCCUCCCCCGCCGCUACAGGGCUGCAGCACAUUGUCUUUGGCAUCGCGGCCUCCGCCAAACUCUGGGAGAAGCGCAAGGCCUACAUCAAGGUCUGGUGGCGGCCGCGCCGGAUGCGCGGCUUUGUCUGGCUUGAUAAGCCCGUCAAGGAGCUGAAGGCUACGGAUCCCGGCCUCCCCCUCCUCAAGAUCUCCGGCGACACCUCCCGGUUCCCCUACACCCAUCGGAAGGGGGAUCGCUCGGCCAUCCGCAUCUCCCGUAUCGUCUCCGAGACGUUCCGUUUACGCCUCCCCAAUGUUCGGUGGUUCGUCAUGGGGGACGAUGACACCGUCUUUUUCCCUGACAACCUCGCUUGCAUCCUCUCCCGUUUCGACCACCGUCAACCCUACUACAUCGGCUCUCAUUCCGAGUCCCACCUCCAGAAUAUUUACUUCUCCUACAACAUGGCCUACGGCGGCGGCGGGUUCGCCAUCAGUGCCCCCCUCGCCGCCGCCCUCGCCAGAGUUCAGGACAAGUGCCUCUACCGCUACCCGGCCCUCUACGGCAGCGACGACCGGAUCCAGGCCUGCAUGGCUGAGCUCGGCGUCCCCCUCACCCGCCACCCCGGCUUCCACCAGUACGACGUCUACGGCGACCUCCUCGGUCUCCUCGCCGCUCAUCCCGUCGCCCCGCUCGUCUCCCUCCACCAUCUCGAUGUCGUCCAGCCACUCUUCCCCGGCGCCGGUUCACGGGCAGCCGCCAUCCGCCGCCUCUUCGACGGCCCCGUCCGCCUCGACUCCGGGGGAGUGAUGCAGCAAUCCAUCUGCUACGAGCGGCGGCAGCUGUGGACGGUGUCCGUCGCCUGGGGCUUCGCCGUGACGGUGGUGCGCGGGGUGAUGUCGCCGCGGGAGAUGGAGACGCCGGCGCGGACGUUUCUCAACUGGUAUCCUCGCGCGGACUACACAGCCUAUGCGUUCAACACCCGGCCAGUGGCGCGCAACCCGUGCCAGAAGCCCUUCGUGUACUACCUCGCCUCAGCCCGCUACGACAACGCCCGCCAGACCACCGUCACCGAGUACAAGCGCCACCGCGAGACUCAUCCGCUGUGCAAGUGGCGGAUGGCUGACCCCUCGGCGCUCGUGGACCGCAUCGUCGUCCACAAGAAGCCCGAUCCCGGCCUCUGGGACAGAGCUCCGCGGAGGAAUUGCUGCAGAGUGUUGUCAUCGCCAAAGGAUGCGAAGAAGCGAGACAGGUCGAUGGUGAUUGACGUCGGGACGUGCCAAGAAGACGAGAUCAGCGGGAUAAAUUAAGAGGAGCGUUAGCUCUCUCUCUCUCUCUCUCUCUCUCUCUCUCUCUCUCUCUUUCUCUCUCCCUCCCGCCUACCUGCUGUUUGUAGUUAUGACCAUAUGUGAAGCCGCUGAAACAACUCUCUUGGAAUUCUUUUUCCUUCGUCUCGUCGAUCUGGGGCUCUCUUCGGUGGGGGCGACGAUAGGUUCUCAUGUGGUCGUAGUGCCUUGUGAUUUGGGCCCC
Messenger RNA from Musa acuminata AAA Group (dessert banana), 2038 nucleotides. RefSeq lists its product as uncharacterized. NCBI's taxonomy places the organism in Eukaryota, Viridiplantae, Streptophyta, Magnoliopsida, Zingiberales, Musaceae. The transcript is spliced from 2 exons. Bases 103 to 1818 code for a protein of 571 amino acids. Gene Ontology annotation, molecular function: acetylglucosaminyltransferase activity. The record is from RefSeq and is a predicted model, not a curated record.